ACAUGAUGCUGGAAACUGCAAGAGUGUUUUUACCCUAAUAAGAUUAAAACGUGAAAAGCAAUUAGAUUUUCGUGCAUAUCUAUCUUUUUGUGCAUUCCACCAAACUGUUCGAUCAUAACUUGUCAAGAUCUUGCUUUUUCCUUUUUUUUAUAAAUAUUUUAAUAUCCUUCUAAUGUGAAUGGUGAAAAGAGAUGCACAAAGAUAAGUGAUACUAUAGAUGUAUCUAAGUAUUACCCUUAUACCUUUGCCACGUAAGAUUAGAUACGAGAAGAGAAAAAAAUCUAUGAGUUAGUAAUAGGGCAACAAUAAACCACAGAAAAACCAAUUAAUACCUUUCCUCAUUGUCUAAUAAUAUCUAAAAGAAACUUCUUUUCAUGUUAAUGAACCAAACUAUGUUGUGCUAUAGCAUGAGCACAUUAUUUCUACCCUUUAGACAAGUGAUGAGAAUGGACAAUAUUUCGACUGAGUUCACCAGAAUGUAACCAACGGUUUUGCAUUUGUAAUAUGAAUUUGAAAGUUUGAGAUUCCUUAUACGAGGACCUUUUUUCAUGUAUCUAACAACACGAGAACCACCAAAAUGAGAAGGGAGUUGGUCCAAGCCAAAAGAAUUUUGACCUCCAUGAAAAUCCAGAUAGUGGGGCAUCCUUAUCUAAACAAUCAGAACCUGAAGUCCGACGUAGCCUUAUCCACAUUUCAACUUCAAAAACACUCCCUCUAAGAUCCUUUCGAACCACCAAAAUCUAAGAAAAUUUCUCUUCCUCAUCCUCCUCCGACACAAAAUCUAGCUUCAAUUUCAUUCCUCUGUAAAAACAUGGCAUCUUUGUGUUCAUUUCCACGCAUUUCCUCCACAGAGCCCAUCAAACAAUCGCCCGCCACUGCCCCUUUUCCGCCCUCCAACCACCCAAUAAGACCGUCGACCCUAUCCCUCCGCCAAAGCAGCCGCAAUCACAAGAGAAUUUCCACCGUGGUCGCCGCCGUUGGAGACGUCUCCUCCGACGGCACCACCUACUUGAUCGCCGGCGCCAUUGCUGUGGCUCUCGUCGGAACCGCCUUCCCCAUCUUCUUCUCUCGCAAAGACCUGUGUCCGGAAUGCGAAGGUGCAGGGUUUGUCCGGCGAUCGGGGUCGGCCCUGAGGGCAAAUGCGGCUCGCAAAGACCAAACUCAGAUCGUUUGUGCUCGUUGCAAUGGCCUUGGCAAGCUCAACCAAGUGGACAAAUAGAUUAAAACCUGCUUUUCCUUCCCUUUCGUAAAUUACAUUAUUUAUAAAUGUGAAUGUAAUAAAAUAUUUUUAAUAUGUUUCUACUCCAUCGACUUUGAGACUUAAUAUUAUGAAUUCUCGGAGAUGAAGAAUGUUGUUGAUCAAA
Molecule: messenger RNA, 1364 nt
Organism: Cucumis melo (muskmelon)
Lineage: Eukaryota; Viridiplantae; Streptophyta; Magnoliopsida; Cucurbitales; Cucurbitaceae
Exons: 2
Coding region: 812-1219 (135 amino acids)
Cellular component (GO): chloroplast thylakoid membrane
Source: RefSeq, a predicted model, not a curated record